CCGGGCGUCUCCCCGCAACCUCCUAAACUUCCCUUGUCCGUGACGCUGCGCCCAGAAGAGAUCCGACGGGACGGGGGUCGGGAUAACGUGAGCUGCAGUAUAUGCCAGCGCUCCACUCCAGAAGAAAAAAAGAAACCAUUUGCUGGUGUGAUUUAUGUGUGCAAAAACAUAAGGGACUCAUGCUGUACAGAGAAUGUUCUUGAUUGAAGGAAGCAGCAGUAAUGAUGAGACAGCUUUUUAAAAAUCUGGAAUUUCUGGGAGACAGCAGAAUAUAGUGUUAAAAUAAGAUGGAUGCACAGAGUUCAGCCAAAGUCAACACAAGGAAGAGGAGGAAAGACGCACCUGGACCCAAUGGGGCAACAGAGGAAGAUGGAAUUCCUUCAAAAACGCCACGCUGUGCAGUUGGCUUACGACAGCCAGCUCCGUUUUCUGAUGAAAUUGAAGAAGACUUUAGUAAGCCCUAUGUCAGGGUAACUAUGGAAGAAGCCAGCAGAGGAACUCCUUGUGAGCGGCCUGUGAGAGUUUAUGCAGAUGGAAUAUUUGACUUAUUUCAUUCUGGUCAUGCCCGGGCUCUGAUGCAAGCAAAGAACCUUUUCCCUAAUACAUACCUCAUUGUGGGAGUUUGCAGUGAUGAGCUAACGCACAACUUCAAAGGCUUCACAGUGAUGAACGAAAAUGAACGCUACGAUGCGGUACAGCACUGCCGCUAUGUGGACGAGGUGGUGAGGAAUGCCCCCUGGACCCUGACACCAGAGUUCCUGGCAGAACACCGGAUUGAUUUUGUAGCCCAUGAUGACAUCCCUUAUUCUUCUGCUGGUAGUGAUGAUGUUUACAAGCACAUCAAGGAAGCAGGCAUGUUUGCUCCAACACAGAGGACAGAAGGGAUCUCCACAUCAGACAUCAUCACCCGAAUUGUCCGGGACUAUGAUGUGUAUGCCAGACGGAACCUACAGAGGGGCUACACGGCAAAGGAGCUCAAUGUCAGCUUUAUCAAUGAGAAGAAAUACCACUUGCAGGAGCGGGUUGACAAAGUAAAGAAGAAAGUGAAAGAUGUGGAAGAAAAGUCAAAAGAAUUUGUUCAGAAGGUAGAGGAAAAGAGCAUUGACCUCAUUCAGAAAUGGGAGGAGAAAUCCCGAGAAUUCAUUGGAAGUUUCCUGGAAAUGUUUGGUCCAGAAGGAGCGCUGAAACAUAUGCUGAAAGAGGGGAAGGGCCGGAUGCUGCAGGCCAUCAGUCCAAAGCAGAGUCCCAGCAGCAGUCCCACUCGUGAACGCUCCCCUUCCCCCUCUUUCCGAUGGCCCUUCUCUGGCAAGACUUCCCCGCCUUCCUCCCCAGCACAUCUCUCCAGGCACAAGGCUGCAGCCUAUGAUAUCAGUGAGGAUGAAGAAGACUAAUUUUUCACCCCUCCUUUCCUCUCCCUUCCCUCUGUCCCAUCACCUUCAGAAGCUCUCUGUUGAAUUCCAAAUUGUGAUCCCAACACUAAACCUAAGGACAGCGACAAAGGAAAGACAGCUGGGGCGAGAGGGCCUAGGAGGGGGGACCAGACAGCCCGUCCUCCAAGAGACAUCACUUACCACACUAAGGAGGCUGACUGUGUCUCAGAAGCCGGUUCUGCAUCCAUGUACCCUCCCCACAGACUUUGCUUUACUGCUUAUGUUUAUGUGAUCUUGACAGGGAAAUUGUCAUUUUUAUUAUUUUUUUAAAAAUUAGCCUUUCAAAUGUAAGUAGAACUAAUUUUUUUUGCCCUGAGGAGUGGGCAGAAGGAAGUGGUGUGAUACCCAGAGGCCUUUUCUUCUUGAUACACUAUAGUGUUUGCCUUCUAUUCUGAGGCAAACUGGCUUGCCAAGUCCUUCAAGCAAUGAGCCAUGCUGGGUGAUUUAUGUGUGUAUUGGGGGAGGGAUAUAAUUUUGGUUUCCUUUAAAAAAAAAAGCCAAAAGCUGGGCAAUAGUCACAAAUCCCCUAAAUGUACUACUGGCACGUGUCGAUGUGGCUGUGGAAAGAUCUGAGCCUAACUUUUCUUACUCCCUGAGGAGCUUCUUUUGGUCCCAAUGGGGUCCAUGAAGACACCGAUGGGGAUGGAACCAGACCACAUGGCGUCAGCUGCGGUUUUGCUACUGUGUUCAUCUCAGACAAUUCUAUUGCCCAGUUAUUUGGGAACUCUUGUCAGCCUCUUUUUUUUGCUAUCUCCCUUUAAGAAAGAACACUUUCAGCUUUCCUGUGAUUGAGGAAGAGAGUGGGACAAUACUCAAUCUUACACAAAAUCAGUUUAGAUUAAUUUCCCCCCUGGAGUAAGUCCCUGGCCCUGCUACUCCUAUUUCUAUGCCCAUUUCCUAAAUUUUUACAAAGAAUACUUUGUAAAUGUCUGCAGUUUGAACAUGAUCUAUUAACCCAUGUUGCUCAUAGCCAUAUUGAAUAUUUAGACAUUUGCACAGAACACAGACGCAAAAGCACAAGGAAACACCCCCCCCCUUCCCAAAGCCUUAUCUUGACCUCUGCCCCACUUAAGAAUAUUCUUGACGGGAACCAGUGCUCCACCCAGCAUUUUUCCUGCAAAGGUGGCAGCUGGCAGGGACUUACUUCCCUCCACCACCCCUCCAGCGAGCCACAAAGCCACAUUCACAUUAGAAGAGUGGGUUCUCUCCCUCUUCCGUGUGUGCCUAGUGGUUGUGGUCCCACCUCCCGUUAGGUUGCCCAGGGGCAUUCAUCACUUACGUUUCAUGUCAAAGAGUGCUGAAGCUUAACACCUGCUGUUGAGCGUGAGCUCAUUUUAAAACUCCAGCGUCCUACAGCUACCUGACCUAGCUUUACUAUCAUCAGUAAUCAUCCAUCAGUAAUCUUAAACUGGGUUCAGGGGAAGAUUGCUUAUGUCCAGGCCCCACCCCAUCACUCAUAAAUACCCCUUGUGGGGGUGGAGUUUUAGUGUUUUCAGCUAAGAAAACCCAUUUUUAUCUUUUCUUGCCCCUCUGCUAGGGCUGUGAGCAUCUCAUAGUCGCCUCCCUAAACACUUUUGGUAAAACCUACCUGCCUGCAUAGCAGGACCACCUAUGUUCUUCAAACUCAGACCACCCAGAGGCAGAGCAUGGCAGAAUAGAGGGACAGUGGGGGAAACCUCUUGUCCUGAUGGCCUGUGAAAACUACAUUUAAACUCUUCUCAUGAAGUGCUAUUUUUACUGUCAGACCUGGUUUACACGAGCUUCGGCUUGGGAUCCUUUUUUUGAAACAGUUGAAGUUAAUGUUUGCCUAUAUUACUCAGUUUCAUGAUUACGUUUUAACUUUUCUGGUAAGUUCUUAGGCAGUCUUUCUUCUUUGGGAUUUCUGCCUAUUUCAGUCUUAUUCUCCCUGGUAUAGAAAGGCAAUGAAGUCACCACUGAAGCCCACCUACUUGUUUCCUCAAAGAACACGUUACCCAGUAUAUUUGGAAAGGGAGAUGCCUAAAAUGUGGGUUUGGGUUUCCUCCCUGCAGUCACUCCCCUCAAAUAUAUUGUCUGGGACACAAAUCUCUGUGCCCUUCUCUGCUCUAUCAAUGGGCUGCUUUUGGCAUGCUGGGCCCUCGGAAUAACCUCUGAGCUGAUCAUCCCUGAGACUACUAGGGCUAGCAUGUGCACACAUUCUUGGAAAACUCUCUUGCCUCUUUUGUCAAGACUACAGCCUCAGUCUCCUAACACUACAAUAUCUUCAAAUAAUUUUCACUGAAAGCAAAAACUUUUAUAGUAUGGCAUGUUAGAUAUUUUGGGAUAAAUGUGACCCUAGGUGCGGGACAAGAAUGGGAGGGUGGAGGAAGCUGUGGGAAUGAUGUGGCAUUUGAUCAUUUGGGCCUAAUUCAGUGAGGUUACCACGACCAUGCCUGUGAUCCGUAAAUCCUCUAAUAUUAAUGUUUGAGGUUGUGGAGAUGUUUCUCUGAAUCCCACACACAAAGCUGUCAGCCUGAAUAGGCCAAAUAUGGCAGAAAUGGGAGAGCCUUAAAAGUUGGUUGACCUCAGAACCUCUAAGAUAGAAGAAUGGAGAAGGAUGUCCUAUAGCUAAGCUUGUGCUGAGGAGCUGCCAUUUCAGCAGUUUCCUUGAGAUGCACUGGGCAGAAAGUUUGCUCUUUUCAUACACUAAAUUCAGUAGAACUGAAGAAAAGAAGUUGAAAUUUUAGAGGACUAGAAAUGGAUCUUUUGUACUGCUGUGGCUGUUUCUGAUAGCUAGAGUCAAAGACCAUUAUUUUGCUGAGGCUUGGGUAAGAAGGUCGCGGAUGUGAGGAGGUUGAAAAUCCUGGAGAAAAAAUAUGAAGGAGGUCAAGAGGACUUUUGACCUUUUCUGAUCACUGAUAACUUCUUAGGCAGCACCUGAGUUCUAUUUUUAAAAUUUUACUUGUGACCACACAGCUGGUCAGGCAGUGUAUGUGUAUUCUCUCUGCAAUGGUACUUCACAGUGCUUUUGUUACUCUCUUUCUGGAUUAUCUUGACUUUUGUGUUGCUUUUGAUUUUCUGGAGCUCAUUGCCUUUUUAAUCCUUUCCCAGAUCUCAUAUUUAGAAUCUUUCCAAAUCAAUUAUAUUUUGCUGCUUUUCUUUAAUUCCCUAAAAGCCAUAACUUGUACAUUUUCUGUCAGCACAUAUUCUUACCAGAAAUUAAACUAAUACAGGUAGGGGGGGAAAAAACUCCCUUAACAAUGUUUUUAACUAAUGGUAUUGUUUUUUAAGCUUACCAAUAUAAGUAUUUUUGAAGGUUAUAUUUUUCAAAGUCAUACAAUGAUUAUUCUUGUUUUCUCUCAUAGAAUAGAUUGUCAUGGGAUAAAGGGUGGUCCCUAGCUUCUAUUUUUCCAAAUAAGUAGAACACGUUCUUGGGAUUACACUAUUAAAUGUUAAUUUUCUUUAAAAGAAGAAAGAUUUUUUUGUCUGCCAAAAUUAUAUGUUAAUAUUGAGAUUGGGGUAGAAAACAAAAAUGCUAGGUUUAGCAUUAAGGACGACUCGGGUUGUAUUCUUUUAGGUUUAAAGUGGGCUUCCCCACCCUUUUUUGGAGGCACUGACUAUGUUUUGAAUACAGACUUACUUGGUUGGUUGGAUUGCUUUGUAUUGAGAAAACUGGAAAAAAAAAAGAAAAAGUUUCGGAAAGCAAUGCUGGCCUUGGCAUGAAUGUUAGCCCCAUCACCAGUGCCGAAGUCUACAGGAAUGUUCUUCUUAAUUGCUGUUCAGUAUAUUGUUUUCCUGUCUGAGUGUUAGUAAUUUGUUCAAAGUUAUUUUGGCUUUUGUCAUUUAGGCAAAUAAAGGCAAAGUGGUUUUA
Molecule: messenger RNA, 5259 nt
Organism: Hipposideros armiger (great roundleaf bat)
Lineage: Eukaryota; Metazoa; Chordata; Mammalia; Chiroptera; Hipposideridae
Gene: PCYT1A
Product: phosphate cytidylyltransferase 1A, choline
Exons: 11
Coding region: 288-1391 (367 amino acids)
Biological process (GO): CDP-choline pathway
Cellular component (GO): endoplasmic reticulum
Molecular function (GO): phosphatidylcholine binding; choline-phosphate cytidylyltransferase activity
Source: RefSeq, a predicted model, not a curated record